This is a messenger RNA of Penicillium hordei, 183 nucleotides long. RefSeq lists its product as uncharacterized. NCBI's taxonomy places the organism in Eukaryota, Fungi, Ascomycota, Eurotiomycetes, Eurotiales, Aspergillaceae. The record is from RefSeq and is a predicted model, not a curated record. The coding region runs from base 1 to 183 and encodes 60 amino acids. The transcript has 2 exons.
AUGGACAAAAUCAAGACCCCCAAGGAAGAACCUCAAGAGAAGACGGAUUCCCAGCCUAUGACUGUUGAAGAUUACCAAAAGAAAUGGGAUCAGAUGCUCCAAGACACAGCAAAACAGAUCGACAAGAUUCGAGAAAAUGAGCUAGCAAGAAGGUCAAAUAAUAAUCAAACCGAGCAGCGUUGA